Molecule: messenger RNA, 3762 nt
Organism: Manis pentadactyla (Chinese pangolin)
Lineage: Eukaryota; Metazoa; Chordata; Mammalia; Pholidota; Manidae
Gene: SPTLC3
Product: serine palmitoyltransferase long chain base subunit 3
Exons: 12
Coding region: 374-2032 (552 amino acids)
Biological process (GO): sphingosine biosynthetic process; ceramide biosynthetic process
Cellular component (GO): serine palmitoyltransferase complex
Molecular function (GO): serine C-palmitoyltransferase activity; pyridoxal phosphate binding
Source: RefSeq, a predicted model, not a curated record
UGUGUGUCUUUAAAAGAUUCCACCUCCCAGCCCGCCUCUCCCAGUUUGUCACUGGGUUUUGCAGUCUCCUGGUUUCUGCUGGCCAACCAAGAAGCCAGCAUGGACAAUCUCCCUUAUAGUUUCAGAAGCAGGCUUGUUGCCAUGGAGGCCACAUUCUGAGUUGAGGAGUGCAAAGGUAACCAUUUGUUUUUAGUUUCAAAGAUCUGCCUAGAAGAUUGGCUACUGCUUCUUCUGGAAGAAGAAGAGGCUGAUUGGUGCGAUUCCUUCAAGGGCUCAGCCCAAAGGGCUUUCUUCUAUUCCCUCACCCACUUCAAAUUAAAACUUGCCAAGAACCUCUGGAGGAAAAUCUGCCAGAUUCCAUCAUAUCAGACAAAUGGCUAAUCCUGGAGGUGGUGCUGUUUGCAACGGGAAUCUUCACAAUCACAGGAAACAGAAAGACAGUUCGCAAAGUGGAAACUGCACCAAGAACGGGAUAGUGAGAAAAGCCCAGCAAAAUGGGAAGCCACAUAUUUAUGAUAAACCAGUUAUUGAAUCUUUUGAAGAAGCACCUCUUCACGUUAUGGUUCUCACUUAUUUUGGAUAUGGAGUUGUAACCCUAUUUGGCUAUUUCAGAGACUUUUUGAGAAACUGGAGAAUAGAAAAAUGCAACACAGCUAUAGAGCGAGAUGAACAAAAAGAUUUUGUGCCAAUGUAUCAAAACUUUGAGAAUUUUUACAAACGGAACCUCUACAUGAGAAUCAGGGACAACUGGAACCGCCCCAUCUGCAGCGCCCCAGGGGCUCUGUUCGAUGUAGUGGAGAGAGUAUCGGAUGACUACAACUGGACGUUCAGGUUUACUGGAAGAAUCAUCAAAGAUGUCAUCAACAUGGGCUCCUAUAAUUUCCUUGGCCUGGCAGCCAGGUACGAUGAGUCAAUGAGGACAGUGAAGGAUGUCUUAAACACGUAUGGUUUAGGAGUGGCCAGCACCAGACAUGAAAUGGGAACCUUGGAUAAGCAUAAAGAGUUGGAGAGCCUUGUGGCUAAGUUCCUGAACGUAGAAGCAGCAAUGGUCUUUGGGAUGGGAUUUGCAACUAACUCCAUGAAUAUCCCUGCACUCGUUGGAAAGGGAUGCCUCAUCUUAAGUGAUGAACUAAACCAUGCAUCUCUUGUGCUUGGGACCCGGCUUUCAGGUGCAACUAUAAGGAUCUUCAAACACAACAACAUACCAAACCUAGAGAAGCUCCUGAGAGAUGCUGUGAUCUACGGCCAGCCGCGAACCCGCAGAGCCUGGAAAAAGAUUCUCAUUGUAGUGGAAGGCAUCUACAGCAUGGAAGGUUCCAUUGUGCGUCUGCCCCAGAUCGUGGCUCUAAAGAAGAAGUACAAGGCUUACCUCUACAUAGAUGAAGCUCACAGUAUUGGGUCCAUUGGUCCCACCGGCCGGGGUGUUGUAGAAUUCUUUGGAAUGGACCCAGGAGAUGUUGAUGUGUACAUGGGCACAUUCACCAAAAGCUUUGGAGCUUCAGGAGGUUACAUAGCUGGAAGAAAGGACCUUGUGGAUUAUUUACGAGUUUACUCACAUAGUGCUGUUUAUGCUACAUCCAUGAGUCCCCCGAUAGCAGAGCAAAUCAUCAGAUCAAUUAAAUUGAUCACAGGACUGGAUGGCACCAUGCAAGGAUUGCAGAGAAUACAGCAACUUGCAAAAAACACAAGAUACUUCAGACAGAGACUGAACGAAAUGGGCUUCAUCAUCUACGGCAAUGAGGAAUCUCCUGUAAUUCCUGUGCUCCUUUACAUGCCUGCUAAGGUGGCGGCUUUUGCAAGGCAUCUACUAAACCGAAAAAUCGGAGUGGUGGUGGUUGGAUUUCCAGCCACUCCCCUCGCAGAAGCUCGGGCCCGGAUCUGCAUUUCAGCCGCACACACGCGGGAGAUGUUAGACGCGGUGCUGGACGCCCUGGAUGAGAUGGGUGAUUUCCUGCAACUGAAAUAUUCCCGGCACAGGAAGUCAGCACGCCCUGAACUCUAUGAUGAGACAAGCUUUGAACUUGAAGAUUAAGUUUCCUAGUCCUGAAUUGGACCUAAAGACUUUGCCAGAAAGCCCUCCCUCCUUGCCUCAAAAGGAAUAUAAAUGGAUUUCUCCCCCUUUUUAAGGAUAAUUUUGGUUUCCAAACCAGCUUCAGUGAACUGAGAGAGACUUUGUGUUUUUAAUAUCUCCAACUAGGGACUGUGGAGACAAAAACGUGGUUCCAGAUUUUACUUUUCUACUCUCCCAGAUAUCCUGCUACAAAUACACACACACGCUCACGCGCGCGCGCACCCACACUUCUUAGAACAUUUUUAAUGGCAAUGAGGCUGUGUUAAAGUCAUUACUGUGCAACCUCUGUGGUCCAGACUCUUUCAGGAGUCCUAAACAAAUGAGAGGGUUUUGAUCUUUAAUUCAGUAGACCUCACUAUGGGUUUGCCUCUUUCGUCUGCAGACAUGGGCAGGGGUGGUGAGCAGUAGCUGACCUCAUUGUUUCAUCCCUGAAAGUACCAGCUAGCACUCAGCCGCAUCGUGGGAAGAUCCAGGCAGGAAGGUAAAGAAACGUUGCUUCUACCAUUUGCCACAUCUGGACUUUUUCCAAGGACAAGUGUCAAAAGCCAUAGUUAACAUUUUGAGGGAGAGAGCAGAACUAGCCAGCAGUGCCUAGAGAACUCUUUGAAGGAAACUUUCUUUUUCUUCAUGCUGGUCUCCUACAGUUUUAUAGCUGGGUUGUUGAGGUUUGGAAAAUUUAAGACUUUUGUUUCAUAAGGAAGGGUGCAGAAAGCAGGCACAAACCAAUUUUAGACCUAGACUAAGACUAUAAAGUUAUAACAACUUGAAUAUUGUUGGUGCCAUGUGGAGUGAAUGUUCAGCAGGCAUAGCCUUUAUUACUUUAAGAUACGAGUGGUUGUUUUCCUAUUGAAUUUUGGGUAAAUGGUGAGAUUCAAUUUCCUUUAGAGUUGACCCCCAAGACUACACUUGAAGAAUGUAUUGAUUCAAAAAUGGCAUUUAAAAGCAAAUUCUACUCAACUCUUUCAAGAAUGACACCCCCAUUCAGGCAGACUUGCCCACUAUCAGGCAAUUCACUGUAAUUUACUUGAGCUCUCUUUGUCUCUCUGUCUGUAUGUCUCUCUCUCUCUCUAAAUGUGAAAAUAAAGUUCUCUGGAAUAGUACCCCUUUGCUAAUGGGAUCUAAUUGGUAUGGAAAAAGCCAGUGGAAAGCCUUAUCUUUAUUUAACAAAUUCCCAGAUGGUGCCCAGAUUUGGAAACUCUAAAGAGCAGUGGUGACCUUUUAGCAAAGCUUCUGAAAUAGUUCAAAUGAGUUACAGAACAUUCCACUCCAUCAAGUAACACUAUAAACAAAUCACUUCAAGAGAGGUUUGACUUGGUGUGACACAGAUGGACCUAAACUUUCAUGCUGGGCAUUGAGAUAGAAAUUCAAUCCAAAGCACCGGUGUUGGAUGGAGCAAUAUGCCCUGAGCUUAUAGCUUAUUAAAGGAUAAAGGUGAUAAGUGUGGAAAGCUUUUUAUGGGGAAAUUAUAACCCCCAGUAGAUGUAACAGUUUGAAAGUGGAUCAUAAGUUCCUCAUGAAUAUUUGUAAGGAGUAUUCAUAGUGGAAGAGGAGAAGUGGGUUCUGAAAAGCUUCUCCAUCCAAUAACUGGUUUUGAUAACUAAACUCCAACUCUUCUCAAUGAACUGGUACAGCAUUACUUGUGCAAAGAAAAUAUAUGUUCUAUAAAUGUGCAAAUAAAAGGAAGAUAUGCA